AUGAAAAUGUUUCGCUAUCCUUCCUAUACUAAUCAUAACUUGCUAAAUUUUACUAAAUUAGUCACUAAAUUCAGUCCAUGGAUCAGUAAAUUUAUAAAUGCAAUGAAGCCAAAUCAAAUAAUUAUCAUCUGUGGUUAAUCUGAUCACAAAUAAACUUUCCCACUAAUAGAAUCUUCUAAUAAAUAUGAAUUUAAUGAAUACUCUAAUCACUGCUUAAUUAAAAUUGAGUUUAAAAUUUAACCUUCAACAAGAUAAUAAUUCUACUAUCACAAAUUUAAUAUAAUAGUAGCUAUAAAAGAAUUUGUGGAUUUCCAACGCACUACAGAAUUUCAUAUUAGAAAUGUUGAUUCCUCGGCUAGACUAAGUAAUUGCUAAGCAUACUAGGAGUAAUUCAAAAAAAUUUAGGAAGGUGGAUUUCAAUAAUCUAUAUUUAUAAAUAGUGUUUUUGGACAUAAUAAAUAAUAAUUCUAAUAGUUUUUACAUUAAAUUUCUCCCAACAAAUUUCGAUAAAUUGUUCCAUUAUUAUAAUACAAUACAUUCAAUUUAUAAGUUAAAUUGUAAAUUUUAGCAUAUUACAAAUUUGAAUUUUAGUAUUGA
Messenger RNA from Paramecium tetraurelia, 597 nucleotides. RefSeq lists its product as uncharacterized. The record is from RefSeq and is a predicted model, not a curated record. NCBI's taxonomy places the organism in Eukaryota, Ciliophora, Oligohymenophorea, Peniculida, Parameciidae. The transcript has a single exon.